AAUGGAUGCGUGUUUGGCUCUACCAAGCAGGGCUUUGAGCCCACAGCGCAUAAAACGAUUUUCGGCGAGCGUCGCCCCUCUGUUUUAGGUAGUUUCAAAGCCGGUACUGACAUUGAUUUUUCUACUUAGGCAUUUUGCGUGAUGGCGGGCGGUAAGCUUGCCCGCUUGCUGCUCGUGGGCGGCGGCGCGAGCGGCCGAGAUGGGCGAACCGCCGCGAGCGGAGCCCCCGCAAAAGCUCCAGCCGGCGACACAAACGGCGCCGCCGCGCGUAACGGCUCAUCGCUAGCACAGCCACACGCCGGCAAGGCCCUGAAAAUAAGCGCCGCUGGCGUCUCGCACAACCCCCCGCCUGCGGCGGACUCGGAUGCGGACGCUGGCGCCGGCGGGCUCCGGCCCCGCAAGCGCCGGCGCGGUGGCGCGGGCCGCACGGUUCCGCUCUCGAAGGCCGCCAAGGCCAAACGCGCAAAGAAGGAGGCUGGCCCCAGCACCAAGGCCCCGGCGACCACGCCGGAUGCGGUGCUUGCCGCGGGGGCGGAGGAGCUGGAUGCGGAGCGGCAGCAGCUGCUGGCGGGCAGGUCCGCCUAUGAGGCGCUCAUGUCGGAGCUAUCCCGCGGCGGCGCCGCUGGCAGCAGCGGCCGCAAGGCGGGCGGCGGCGGCGCCGACUCUGACCUCCGCGCUCUGCUGCAGCGGCUGCGCAAUGAGCAGAUGGGCGAGAGCAGCGAGGAGGAGGAGGAAGAGGAGGAGGCGGUGGGAGAGGAGGGAGAGGGAGAGGAGGACGGGAGCGACAGCGAGGGAGGUGACGGCGAGGAGGGCGCGGGUAUGAGCAUUGCAGAGCUGGAGGCGGCGGUGGCGGCGGCGGAGGCCGAGGCCGCCGAGGCCGAGGCGGAGGCGGCGGCGGAGGCGGCGGCGCUUGCAGGCGCGAAGAAGCAGACGCCGGCAGCGGCAGCAGCGGCAGCGGCGGCGGCAGGGAAAGGCGGGAAGGGCAAGGGCAAGCUUGCAGUCAGCGGCGCUGAGGACGGGGCGGACGGAGCGGACGAGGCAGAGAAAGAUGAUGAGGAAGAGGAGGAUGAAAACGACGAGGAGGAGGAGGAGGGGGCAGCGUUGGCAGGGCGGCGUGCCGGCGGUGGCGGCGCCUCCACCUCCGCCGCCAAUGGCGGGCGGCCGGCGGCGCCGGUGGUUGACAGUUGGGCUCGUCACGUGGGCCGCGAGCUGGCGGACUGGGAGCUGGUGGCGUUGGAGAGCGGCAAGUCUGACUACCGCGACGCGCCGCCCGCCGAGCCGCACAGCCGCGCCUGGGGCGGCAGCGCGCGCUGGCAGCUGCGGGUCUUCGGCUCCUCCUCCUCCUCAGCAACAACAGCAGCAACAGCAGCAGCAGCAGGGUCAGGCGCUAAGAAGCGGAAAGGCGGGGGCAGCGAGAACGGCGGAGCCGGGGUUACGGCGGCGGCGGCGGCCGCCGCGCCGGCGGUGGGUUUGACGGCGCUGCCGGCGGCGCCGCCGACCCUGCCAGAGUACGGUGUCAAGGAGCGGCUGAUCGGUCUGUGGCGGGAGGUUCACAAAGAGGAGGCGGCGAAGCGCGAGCAGCAGCAGCAGCAGCAGCAGCCUCAGGAGGGGAGGGAGGGGAAGGAGGGCAAGCAGGCAGCCGGUGGCGGCGGCGGCGGAGGCGGCGGGCCGGUGUUGGUCGGCAGUGACUUUGUGAACGAGCAGCAGCGGUCGCUGUUCUCGUUGUUGAACAGCUACGCGGAUGUGCACCUGCCGGCGCGGCCCUACCCCACGGAUGCCUCCCCCUCCGCCCCCGACCCGCUGAUGGACGCCGUACUCCUGCAUUGCCUCAAUCACGUGACUAAGGCCGCAGACCGGAUCAAAAAGAACAACGCCGUACUGGCGGCGGCGGCGGCGCGGGAGGCGGCAGCGCGCGACGCGGCUCGCAUGGCGGCUAUGACGGCGGCGGCGGCGGGCGGUGGCGGCGCCGCCGGGGCCGGCAAGCGCAGGCGGCGGAACGGCCGGGCGGUGGUUCCGAAGCCGGCGGCUGACGCGGCGGCGGCGGCGGCGGCGGCGGUGGCAGGAGCAGCAGGAGCAGAGAAAGCGGCAGGAGCAGAGGCGCUUGCAAACGGGCAUGCGGAAGGCAACGGCGGCGCCGCUGCUGCAAGUGCGGCGGAUGGGGCCGCUGAGGGCCGAGGCGAGGAUGUGGAGGAGACAGGCACAGAGGCCGGCAAUGACGAGGAGGAGGAGCAGCAGGAGGAAGCUGGGCAACAGGAGGAGAAGGAGGAGGAGCAGCAGGAGGCUGGGCAACAGGAGGAGGAGAAGCAGCCCGACGCCGCCGCCGCGGCGGAGGGCCCAGCCCGGGACAUGGAGGCUGAGGCGCUGGAGGGUGGCACUCCACGCGACCAGGGCUUCACGCGGCCCAAGGUGCUGCUGCUGCUGCCGCUGCGCAACAGCGCGUUCCGGGCGGUGCGGCGGCUGGUGCGGCUGGCGCUGCGGGAGACGCGCAGCGACAGCGUGCAGGGCAAGGAGAAGUUCUUGGAGCAGUUCACGGACCCCGAGGAGAUGGCAGAGGAGGAGAACAUGGACGAGGCCGCCCGCGCCCGUCUGGCCGCCAAGCCCAGCGAGCACCGGGCGCUCUUCGCCGGGAAUAUAGAUGACCACUUCAGGCUGGGCAUCAAGGUUACAAAAGGCGCUGUGAAGCUGUUCGCCGACCUGUACCAGUCCGACAUCAUCGUGGCCUCGCCCGUGGCACUGGCCACCAAGCUGGCGGAGGACAAGCGCGCCGACCCGCACUCGCAGCCCGAUUUUCUGUCCUCUGUGGAGCUGCUGGUGAUAGACCGCGCGGACGUGAUGGCCAUGCAGAACUGGGCCCACGUGGAGACGGUGGUGGCGGCGCUGAACCGCCUGCCGCGUCAGCAGCACGGCACAGACAUCAUGCGAGUGCGCGACUGGUACCUGGCGGGGCAGGCGGCGCGCUACCGCCAGACCGUGCUGCUGUCCUCGCACGCCAGCGCGCAGGCCAACGCGCUGGUGCGGGCGACGGCCAACCAUGCCGGCGGCGUGCGGCUGCAGGUUGAGCAGCCGGGUGUGUUGGGCGCAGUGGUGCCGCAGGUGCGGCAGCUGUUUGAGCGCUUCCACGCCGACAGCCCGGCCGCUGUGGGCGACGCGCGCUUUGAGUUCUUCAUGCGGACCAUCUGGCCGCGAGUCAAGGACUCGGUGUCCAGAGGCCUGCUGCUGUUCGUGCCCAGCUACUUUGACUUUGUGCGGCUGCGCAAUGCGCUCAAGGACGAUGACAGUGUGGACUUCGCGACUGUCAGCGAGUACAGCAGCAACGCCGAGGUGACGCGCUCCCGCGCCCGCUUCUUCCACGGCCAGCGCCGCAUGCUCAUCUACACCGAGCGCGCGCACUUCUACCACCGCUACCGCAUCCGCGGCAUCAAGGACGUGCUGUUCUACGGCCUGCCCGACCACGGCCACUUCUACCCCGAGCUUCUCAACCUACUGGAGGAGGGCGGCGCGGGGGCGGGGGCAGGCGCGGGGCUGUCAGGCGUGGCCGGGUUUGGGCACGCCACGGUCACGGCGCUGUUCUGCGGCUGGGACGUGCUGCAGCUGGAGCGGGUGGUGGGUAGCGCGCGCGCGCGGCGCAUGCUGCGCGGCGAGAGCAGCACCUACAUGUUCUGCUGAGGGCGCCUCGGAGGGUCGGCUGCCGGUGCUGAGACUGAGAGCUUGGUGUGGGAGUGCCGGAGGUGGGUAGGUUGCGAAAGCAACCAUGAGCCAGGGUGGGUGUGAGGCUGUGAGGGCGCGUUGGGGGCUGCUGUUGGAGCCUGAGGGCGCGUGGGGACUCCCUACGCCUCGUGGGGCCGCCAGCGCUGCGGCAUUCACCUGCCGAGGGCUCCUCCCCUUGUGGGCCCCCCGUGCUGAGGUUGGGGCGCUGGCUGAGGUGCUUUGCUAUGGGGGGUGUCUGCAUCCCCUGUGGCCGGCAGGGUGCGUGGUGGGUGUGGCGCGCUGAUGAGGCAGUCUGCCCUGGUGGGUGGGCGGAGGAGAUGGGUCUCGGUCGGUCCCGGUCGGUCCCGGUCGGUCCCGGAGUUCCCGGAGUUUCUUCCAUUUCCUGACAGGGGGCUGCGGCGUGGCAGCAGCGCGUCAUUGAGCAGGAUGCAUGUAAAGGCGCUGCAUGCGCUGCGUGCGGCAUAACGGCACUGCGCUUGGGAGGCCGUACACCCCGUGUGGCGUGCGUUCGGGUGAACAAGUGAUGCUGUAAGGGUUGCGAAAUGCUGUGCGUGGCGUGCUGAAGUAUUGCCGCAUGCGCACACCGGUAUCGCUCGCGGACGUAGCGCAUAAUUGAGGCCGGAAUGCCGGAUGGAAGCGGGUUCUCAGUGUCCCCUAGCGGACAACUAACGGUUACGGUGAGAACGACGCUGGUGGGCCAGGUGCUUCUGUGGGCUCCCUCAACCCG
This is a messenger RNA of Chlamydomonas reinhardtii, 4435 nucleotides long. RefSeq lists its product as uncharacterized. Gene Ontology annotation, cellular component: nucleolus; small-subunit processome. Gene Ontology annotation, biological process: maturation of SSU-rRNA from tricistronic rRNA transcript (SSU-rRNA, 5.8S rRNA, LSU-rRNA). The record is from RefSeq and is a predicted model, not a curated record. Lineage: Eukaryota; Viridiplantae; Chlorophyta; Chlorophyceae; Chlamydomonadales; Chlamydomonadaceae. The transcript is spliced from 14 exons. Gene Ontology annotation, molecular function: rRNA binding; U3 snoRNA binding. The coding region runs from base 142 to 3666 and encodes 1174 amino acids.